GUGUGUACUUCUGGCUGCUGUUAAGUGUGCUCUGCCCGAGUGAUCUCUCUGCGUGUGUGUUAGUCGCACGUGUGCGCAUCUCCUACUGUACUUUGCUUCAAAUACUUGACAAGCUGGGCUGAUCAGCACUUCCAUUUUAAGCGAGGACGACUGAGAGCAGCAUGUUGAUGUGAAAAUUGACCAAAAGUGUACACAUCCAGUUUAGAGAAUCGUGUGUGUGUGUGUGUGUGUGUGUGUGUGUGUGUGUGUGUGUGUGUGUGUGUGUGUGUGUACCACUUAAAUGUGAACAGUAGUGUUACAUUCUAGGAAGGUCUUAAAAGACGGUGUUAAAAAAAAUGACAAGGAAAAGGUUGCAUCAUGCCAAUCUCUUCCUUCUUAGUCGUACUGUACUCACGUUUUAGGAAGGGAUGGUCCGAAUAAUCCCUUGAGGAAUGCACACGAGGGGAAAAACAAGAUGAGUUUACGGUAUACGUGUACGUGCACUGGAAAAACGGGGUUCCCUUGAAGACUCACAAUGGCAGGAAAGAAGCGUUUCCUUCCAUGACUUGUUUUCCUCUAACCUCGCUCAAUAUUGUAGCGGCCAUACUGUAGAAGUUCUCCUCCUACUGGCCUCGCCAAGCCAAACGGCAGCUUGUAUAGCUUUAGGUGUCAAGGAAACACAAUUUCACACAACAAUAGUCCGAAUAUUGCAUCAAACAUUAGCGGCUGGCUUACGAGUGGUAACGGUGAGAGGAAAUCUUCCCAACGUGAUUUCUGUUUUGUUUUCUGGAUUCUUCCUUGCACUUUUUUGGAAGUCAAAUCAGCACUGGACAGAGGCACGCAUUGGAUUUGAGUUAUCUUGCCAGUGCUCUUUCCUCUACUUUACCUCACUUUUUUUUUUUUUGUGUGUGUGUGUGUGUGUGUGUGUGUGCCCACCGCUAACGAGGUGUGUUUCAAAAGAGACUGAUUGCUGCUCCUCAGUGCCAACACACGCCCAGGCAGCUCUUCGAGCGUUCCACCAGGAAUCAAGAUCCUUCCAUCCGUUGCUUUUUUUUCUUCCAAACACCCACUCAGACUCUCAAUGCUCUUAGUGUACAAACUUUUCUCUUGUAAUGUUAUUUUAGAGUCACUGUGAAUACCCGGUACCAGCAUAUAAAGAUACAGUAUAUACAGAUGAAAUUAUGAAUCUAAUGUUUAUUAUUAUCCGUAUGUGAGGAUGCUUUGUACAGCUCCUGUUAUACAGACAUCAUCUCGCGGACAUGCUGAAGCCUCCAGACUGAACUAUCGGUGUGAGAAGACCUGUUUGAACUGUGUCUCGUCGUGUUGUUUCGAUUGUUAAGAGGUCGGUGAAGCAUGAGAAUGUGCCAAGCAACGUCCAAACUUCCCCUCUGUUUGUGGAUGUGUGUGCGCGUGCGUCGACAUGUAACUUAUUAAUCAUGUAAACGUGUGGAUUUUAUUGUAGCUGUUGAAACUUGAGGGGGAGCUGAUUGGAGGGGGUGAAAAAUGUGAACAAGCAGAAGAAGGCAAGGCGAGCUUGAUUUGAAAGGUGACUGUGGGAGCCAGCGAUGAUGAAAUCAUAUCUGUAAAGCUUCGCGUUCUAGCUUUCAAGAGGUCUUUUUCAACAUCAUCGGGUACGCCUUAACGAGCGAGAUCCUGACAGGACGGUCAAAGUGUGAGUUCGCUGACUUUGUGCCUAACUGCAAAUGUAAUGUAUGUCGAGCCAGCUGACUUUUCUCAUUUCGCUGCCCUGUGGUUGCACCGACUCGCCCUUUCAGUUGCAGGCGAUCGUUUUAACAUCGGAUCUUUCAUCUGCUGUGUGAGCAAAACAGAUUUCAGAUGAUGAUGAUGUGUUGUUGUUGUUGUUGGGCUGAACAACAAGGGUUGUAAGUGAAGCAAUCAGGUAAAUAUACGAUUUUGAAAAUUGAACUAAAGUGGAAAAGGGGUGCUUCACGUGACUUGAUGAUGCAUUGCAAUCAAGUUUGAAACAGACAUGAAUGUCUUGAAUGUCCUGAAGUUUCUCAAUACUCAAUUACGGGCAUUGCGUUUGAAAAUAAAUCAUAUCUGAAAGUCCAUUCAGUUUGAAGGACACAAACAAUGUGAUGUUUCUUUAUGAACGAAAGGAAGGAAAGAUGAGGCACAACUCAAGUACAGUCCCGUGUUCAUCAUCAGAGAACUUAAAGCACUGCAAUAAUAGCAUUUGUGGGGUGGAAACUUGAAUGGGGGGGGGGGUGGCACUUAGGCUAGAUAGAGUUGCUGUCAUGUUCACAGUACCGGAUGACACCACACCACAACACAAACAUUGUAUUUCCACAGACUUUCCCCCACGUGUAAAUCUCAAGCAUUAGCCAAAGAAACAUGCUUUCUCCUCCCUGCACUGACAUUGGGAGGACUUAUGAUGACAACACUGUGAUGGCCGAUGUCUUUAUUUGGGGCUGAAGCACAGGAUCAAGUCUUCACUGGGAGAUUCACUGUCACGUACACACAGCACAAGGUCCGCUUGACUCCGCUAUAAAUACAGACACGUUGUAUUUUAGAUUUCACUCCUGCGUGCAUAGCAACUUCACUUUCUUGUUUGAUGUUUUCUGCCAGGAAGAGAUGGCGCAAUGAUGCUUUCAAGCCCAAAAGAGUUUUCCAAGUCUGAAUCAAUAGUGACGUCACUACAUAGUUGUUCAGGGUGAAUCGCGCCAUUGACCACAAGGAGGCACUACGGUCGGACAUUUAAACUUCCUGACGACAAUAUCGAUAAAGAUUGUGGCCAGCAUCAUUUUGGUGUUAUAUUUAGGGGAAAAAAAUGAACGACGCUUAGGAAUGGCGCUAGUGUUUUCCUUGCAUUUCUAUCAGCGGACAGGUUUACAUAGUUUACACAGUGGAAUUACAGUUUUUUAAAAAAUGUGCAUUUUAAUGAGAGUCAAUUAUACGCGGUCCCUAUCCUAGAGUUCUGUCGUCCUCUUGUGGUCGUUGAAGAGAAGUGCAGGCGAGAGGAGGAGGAGGAGGAAGAGGAAGGAAGGCGAAGGGGGUUCUCCCAGCAUGUCGCCUCCUGUUGCCGCCCCUCACUGUAGGGGCUGCCGGCGACCUUUCAGUCUGCUCACGUGAACGCAGACAGCCGCGCAACUACGCCGUGACGCGCUACGAGCUGUCCGCAGCUUUGUGGUGCAGUAGCGGCCUGGCCUGUUCGCCUCGUGCGUCGGGCUGGAGAACCAAAGUGGAACCGUUUCCUGACUAAUAUUUUUUUUGCACGCUCUCUGUGGGAGGUAGUUGUCAGUACAGUAAUAAUUGCAGUAGUGGCGGUAGCGGCAGUGUUGUUUGGUCGCGUUUUGUUCAAGGAUAGUUGUUUGAAGACAGGGCGCAACAAAUGUUUGUGGACAUGCGGCCAACGGAGGAAUGAGAGCAGCGAGGCACCGGCGGCCCUUCCAGCGGUUCUGCUGCUGCGGAGUCGGGCUGCUCGCCGUCUUGUGGCUCGCUCAGGUCAUCCACGCACCAGCAGAGACUUCUGGUUCUCGUCUCGAAGCGGAUGACGGCGCAUUGCGAUGGACACGCCAACUCAAGCAGAUGCCCCACAACCAGAGUGUGACUGAACACGACGCAGCCAUUCAUGAGUUUCCAGAGGACAUCUUCAAUAAGGAGCAGCGGAAGAAUGGAGCCGUCUUACUGCACGUUCUCUGUGUGAGUAUUCCAAAAUCCGACAAGGGAUCCGUGUGUCUUGGUUCUUCUCAUCAAAGCGCUUGCGUGCCUUUUCAGGCCAUCUACAUGUUCUACGCUCUGGCCAUCGUCUGCGAUGACUACUUUGUUCCUUCGCUUGAAAAAAUAUCGGAGAAUCUCCAGCUGAGUGAGGAUGUUGCCGGGGCAACGUUCAUGGCAGCAGGAAGCUCCGCUCCGGAGCUCUUCACAUCGCUCAUUGGUGUCUUCAUCACUAAAGGGGACGUUGGCGUGGGCACCAUCGUGGGCUCGGCCGUCUUCAACAUCCUGGUCAUCAUCGGCCUGAGCGGCAUCUUUGCGGGCCAGACGGUGAAGCUGACGUGGUGGUCUUUGUUUCGAGACUCCUCCUACUACAUCCUGUCUGUGCUGGCGCUCAUCGGGGUCAUUUACGACGCUGUGGUUGUCUGGUGGGAGUCUUUGCUCCUCAUGACCAUGUACGUGAUCUACAUCAUCAUUAUGAAGUUCAACACGCACCUUCGGACAUUUGUGACGCAACAGUUCCGCCGAGCCGGGCCGUGCUGCGUCGCGUCACAGGACGGCGGAGAGGACAAAAUGGGAGACGAGCCCUCGGCCUGCCACACCGCCAUGGCCCUCCUGAACAAAGCUCAAGUGCAGAAUCAGGAGGGCGGCGCAGUCGUCAUGGUGGAUGAGCUUCUCAUCCUCAGCCCUCACAAGCUGUCCUUCUCCGACGCCGGCCUGCGCAUCAUGAUCACGCCGCACUUCUCGCCUCGCACCAGACUCUCCAUGGCUGGCCGUGUGCUCAUCAGCGAGCGGCAGAGACUCAUCCGGAGUUCUAAGAGCCCGCGGGGCAGCGAGGCCGAGUACCGAGGGGGCUCCGCUGCCAACAGCCUGAAGCGGACGGGCUCCUGCAGUUUGGAGAACGGGGGCGGCGCAGGACACACAGAGUCCGGAGACAAGCCGGCUGCGGCGGCGGCGGACGAUGACGACGACGGCGCUUUCCACCCCUUGCGCAUCCCAGCCGGUUGCUGGGCCAGGGUCAAGUGGGUCAUCACGUGGCCUCUGGGCCUCCUGCUCUACUGCACGGUGCCCAACUGCGUCGUCCCGCGCUGGCAUCGCUGGUUCAUGGUCACCUUUGUGGCCUCCACGCUGUGGAUCGCCGUCUUCUCCUACCUCAUGGUGUGGAUGGUCACCAUUGUGAGCGUCACCUUAGACAUCCCAGACUACAUCAUGGGCAUCACCUUCUUGGCAGCGGGGACCAGCGUGCCCGACUGCAUGGCGAGCCUCAUCGUUGCCCGACAAGGCAUGGGCGACAUGGCUGUGUCCAACUCCAUUGGCAGCAACAUCUUUGACAUCUUGCUGGGUUUGGGCUUCCCGUGGGCUCUCCGCACGCUGGUGGUGGACCACGGCUCAUUCGUGUCCAUCAAUAACAAAGGCCUGGUGUAUUCCGUCGUCCUGCUGCUGGCGUCUGUGUUCCUCACUGUGACGAGCGUUCAUCUGAACGGCUGGCGGCUGGAUCGGCGCCUGGGCCUGGGCCUGUUGUUCCUCUACGCCAUCUUCCUGCUCUGCUCCAUCCUCUUUGGGCACAUGUGAAGUCAAGCGACACUGCGAGGGCAACCUCCUCAUUUGGCCUUUUUGUUUUUUUUUUGUUUUUUUUGGCUCAAGUCAAAAUUAGAGUUGCUUCCCUGACACAAUAAGUCUUUUUUGGAACAGCAGCACUUUUCAUGAACUGAUUUUCUAGUGUUUGACAUCACCGCCUCCAGUUUUUUUUUUCUUGUUCCUCACACAGGCUAAAAAUUCAACAGUAUUUAUUGUCUAUAUUUGAGUGUAAUAUUUACAUAAGGUCGCGGCAAUCUAUGAUGCUCGAAUGUCCUACUUUGAGGGACAACUUGAACGUGUCAGGAGUUGGAAUGCACAUUUUCAGCCUCUCAACGAGUAUUGGUACGGUUAAAAUUAUGUCUGGAGAUUGUUUAGAGGUGUUAGGAUUAAAUAUUCAAUGUGUAUUUAAUAAGUGUCAUCAACUUUGGCGAGUUCAGUUUCGUUUGAUUUUGCCACAUUGAGGUAUGAAGAUUCGAAUUGCAAUGAAUUCACUUUGGUGGAAUAUUUGAAUUGCUCAGCACAAACAUUCAGCGGUACUUCGUGCAUAAAUGAGAUGCAAUCUCACUGAUGCUCUCUCUUGCUGCUCCUUUUUCAAAUUGUACAAUGAAAGCAAUCUGUUAUUUUUCUAUGAGGUGAAUAACCAGCCACAUUUUUGGUACAAACCGAUAUUAAGUCUUAAAUGUUCCACUAAAGUGAUUUGAUUUCCUCGUUUUGUGGCGUUCUUGAUAUUGAAAUUAGAGCGUUAAGUCAAAUGAAUGCAUCUGUUUCGGUGUGUAGAAUAUUUUAGGUUUGUUGAAAGGGAGUACACCCGAGACGGAAAUCAAAUGGAAACCGAAGACUGAAUGUUUUGUUUCACGGCUGUUCUGCGGCAGUGUUAAUUUUAUUCAAAUGUGAUGGGAAUUUUUUUUUAAACUAGGGAUUGAUAGACUGUUAUAUCCUGAGUGCAAUAAAAUAGUACGACA
Messenger RNA from Hippocampus comes (tiger tail seahorse), 6194 nucleotides. Its product is annotated as sodium/potassium/calcium exchanger 3. The transcript has 17 exons. The coding region runs from base 3361 to 5226 and encodes 621 amino acids. Gene Ontology annotation, cellular component: plasma membrane. The record is from RefSeq and is a predicted model, not a curated record. Lineage: Eukaryota; Metazoa; Chordata; Actinopteri; Syngnathiformes; Syngnathidae. Gene Ontology annotation, biological process: intracellular calcium ion homeostasis; calcium ion transmembrane transport. Gene Ontology annotation, molecular function: calcium channel activity; calcium, potassium:sodium antiporter activity.